Messenger RNA from Cajanus cajan (pigeon pea), 2539 nucleotides. RefSeq names its product translocase 11 (gene TRANS11). The record is from RefSeq and is a predicted model, not a curated record. Gene Ontology annotation, molecular function: phospho-N-acetylmuramoyl-pentapeptide-transferase activity. Gene Ontology annotation, biological process: cell wall macromolecule biosynthetic process; cell wall organization. Gene Ontology annotation, cellular component: plasma membrane. NCBI's taxonomy places the organism in Eukaryota, Viridiplantae, Streptophyta, Magnoliopsida, Fabales, Fabaceae.
CCUCCCUGUGCCAAACGCAGGCAUGCAUCAGAAGCACGUUUCCACGUGGCGAUUGGUAAAGCGAAGUGAGCCCACCGAAGAAACGGUUUCGGCGACGCGAUGAUUUCGAAGUAGCGCCAUUUGACACUUUCCCUCCCUGUAUAUAUAAAACGCUCAUUUCCCUUCCACGGAAUGGAAUAUACUCGCGUCCAUUCCAUCGCCAUUUCCUUCUUUCUCAGAUCUAUCUCCUCUUCAACUCUCUCGCAUCCAUGCCUUCUCACUCUCGCAUCCUCAACCACCGCCAUCGCUCUCUCCCUCUCCCUCUCCCUCUCCCUCGCAAACGCCUCUCUCUCCCUCCAACCACUUCGCUCUCCUAUUCUCCCCGUUCGCGCUUCGCUUGCGCCAAUCUCGAGUUACACUCGUUGAUUUUUCAGCAGUAUAAAUGCCUCGCUCUUCGUAAUCUUCUUCCUACUAGAGCCUUCGACGAGGAUUCAUUUGACAUACCAAUGCUUGAUGAUUGGAUUGCUGAUGAGAGUCCUUCUGCAUAUGUGCUAUCUUCUAGUGACGGGGAAGAUAGUGAUGGUGAAGCUUUUCUUACUCCAGUGGAUAUUGAUUUGCCUUCUGUUUCUGCAUCAACUAAUGAUGCUCUAACAGUGACUGCUCAUCGGUUUGCAACCCUUGGGAGGGAACGCAAGAAACCUAGGACCAAACUUGGUUUUUUCAUCACUAUGGGGCUUAUAAUCGUCUUGACAUUACUGCUUUUGUAUGUGGAUUGGUGCGCAUGGAGAAUUGUUAGACUUCCCUUAUCACCUUUUUAUUUGACGCGCCCAUUUCUCAUAUCGGCCAUUUUGGUUUCUUUUGCUGGCUAUGUCGGUGUCCCAAUUUUUUGUCAUUUUAAAAGUAUCCAUGUAAUCAGGCAACAAGUGCCUGGAAGGCAUCACAUGAAAAAGAGGACACCCACACUGGGUGGUUUGCUUUUUAUACCUAUUGGUGUAAUUGUUGCUCAUGUCUUUGCCAGUUCCACAUCUUUAGAAAUGUCUGGGGCAGCUGGUGUAACUAUCGCAUUUGCUGCAGUUGGUUUACUAAGUGAUAUAUUAAUACUCACCAGAAAACAUUGGAGAGGUUUGCCUACAUUGACAGAAGUCCUUUUGGAGGUAGCUGUUGGAACAUGGUUUUCAUUUUGGUUGGACAUCGCCAGUAUAGCUUCACCCUAUGGCAUGAAGAUGCUGAUUCCUCUACCACUGGGCCUUGUGUAUUUGGGACGAUAUUACCAACUGUUGACUUCAUUUUGUUUUGUUUCCUUGGGAAGUGGUGUUAAAUUAGCAGAUGCUCUUGAUGGACUAGCUGGAGGUACCGCUGCAUUGGCGUUAACUGGAAUGUCAAUAGCUGUUCUUCCAAUAUGUUCUGGACUAAAAACCAUGCAAUCUACUCUCCUUUGGACUUCUGGUGCUCUUAGUGACCUUUAUCUUGCUAUAUUUGGAGCUUCAAUGGCUGGAUCUUGUGUUGGUUUUCUUCUACACAACAGAUACAAAGCGUCUAUAUUUAUGGGUAAUAUAGGAUCUUUGGCACUUGGUGGUGCAUUAGCUGCAAUGGCUGCAUGUACUGGAAUGUUCUUCCCACUGCUCAUUUCUUCUGGAGUUUUCAUUGUUGAGUCGUUGUCAGUUAUUGUUCAGGUUUUCUACUUCAAGUUAACUAAGGGCUUCCAGGGAGCGUGGUGGCGUCUUUUGAGAAUUCCUCCCUUUCAUUAUCGCCUCCAGUUACGUGGGUUCAGAGAACCAAAUAUUGUAUUAGGUGCUUAUCUUAUAUCAUCUGUUUUGGCUUUACUUGGCGGGUAUGUGGGUCUUGUUUCAGCAUAACAUUUUGGUAUGGAUUGGUAAACAAGUGACGCAAUUGAACAGUUUCGAGGACCGUGACCUCCUUUAGCAGAAUGGGAUAUAAAGAAAAGUCAGAAAAUUGCAAUUCAUUACUCUGGUUUCAAAAUGCAUACCUCACACCAUUUUAACAAUUUGUUGUUAUCGCAAGUGUUCCGUACAAAUGCGGAGACUAUUGCAUUUGCAUAAACAAUAUUCCUACCACGUUGACACCUAUCUCCACUGUUACAGCCGUAACUUUACUCAAAUGUCAAAUCCCUAACCAUGAGCAUAAAAGGUCCCAAUUCCUUAGAUUUGCAUCCAUCAAAACGUGUAGGUCUUGUAUUUGGGUGUCCUUGUUUAGUUUUCUUUUUCUCUGCAUGGUAUUCUUGACCGAGCUCCCGGGUUUUCAAAUUACAACUUCCCAACACAUUUUGCGUUACAUGUCGAAUUUAUUAUUCUAACUUGACGAUAGUUUUCCUCAUUAUCUUCUACAUCCAGUAUUCACCAUCAAAGCUGUCUUCGUUUCGUCCAUGCUAGUUUCGGUUGGACUUGACUGUUCAUUAAAUGUAUCAUUUUUCAUGGAAGCAUGAAUAUCGGAUAGAUAGACGUAACUUCAAGGGCAACAUUCAACACAUAUGAAUGCCCUUUCUUGCUACACUAAUGACAAUAAAUAUGGUUUAAACAGUGUAUUAUAGCACUUAUUUUCA